AUGGGUUUCAAUGUUAAAACUAAUAGCUAUAGCUAUGGAAAUGCAGGGUUGGAUCCUCAAUUUGCAGCUGAGAAAGCUGUCAGUGUUAUUGGUCAAGGAUAUGAUCUAUGCAACGAUAUCAAAUUCUCUGCUUGCAAGUCAAAGAGGUUGAUCCAAAUUCCAAAUAGUAGUUCACAUACCAGAGACCUUGUGUUUCCUUCUGGUGUUGUUGUCCCUAACGUUCCUUUGUCUAUCAAGUCUGAUAAAGGUGAUUGCACCAGGUUUCGUUCUGAUGUUCUUACUUUCAAUCAGAUGUCUGAGCAUUUCAACAGACAACUAUCUUUGUCCGGAAAGAUUCCGUCCGGCCAAUUCAACAAAAUGCUUGACAUGAGAAAAUGUUGGUCUAGGGAUGCGGCGUCAACUAAAAGCAUUGCGUUUGAUGGAUGGUUUAUAACGUUGUAUACCGUUGAAUUAGAUAGAACCAACAUUUCCCUUUCUGAAAACGUGAAAAAAGAAGUGCCUUCUUCGUGGAAUCCGGCUGCUCUUGCUGAGUUCAUUGAAAACUAUGGUACUCAUGUGGUUGUUGGGGUAAAGAUGGGAGGCAAAGAUGUGGUUCAUAUCAAGCAGUCAAAAAAUUCAGAUGUUCAGCCGACGGAACUGCAGAAAUUGCUUAAGCAAUUAGCCGAUGAGAGAUUUUCUGCAGAUUCAAAUCAAAGUUCUAAUGUUAAUUUUGCGGCAAUAUCAGGACAACCAAGGGAUGAUCAUGCGAAGCUGAGGGGACAGAACAGGCACAAACCUCCAUUGCUUGUUGGCAGGCCAGUUGUAAAAAGUCACUCCAAGAAUGACGAUAUAGUAAGCAUUUCAGUUCGAAGAGGAGGUAUUGAUUUAGGUCAACCUUAUAACAAAUGGCUCUCAACCAUAUCACAAUCUCCUAAUGUCAUAUCAAUGUCUUUGGUGCCUAUUACUUCACUACUGAAUUCUGUUCCAGGAAAUGGAUUUUUAAGUCACGCGGUGAAUUUGUAUCUUAGAUAUAAACCUCCAAUAGAAGAACUUCAUCAAUUUCUAGAGUUUCAGUUGCCACGACAAUGGGCGCCAAUGUAUGGUGAUCUGCCUCUUGUAUUCGAUCAUAAAUAUAAACGGAAUGCAUCUCCAUCACUUCAGUUCACUCUCAUGGGACCCAAACUUUAUGUUAAUACUGUGAAGGUUGAGUCUGGAAACCGGCCUGUAACAGGUAUUCGAUUAUACUUAGAAGGAAAGAAAAAUGACCACCUAUCAAUCCAUCUCCAGCAUCUUUCAGAGGUUCCAGGUGUCCUUGAAAUUUCAGAAGAUCACAGUUAUGAUCCUAUCGACGAACCUGACGACAAAGGCUACUACGAACCAGUGAAGUGGAGCAUGUUUUCUCAUGUCUACACAGCACCUGUACAACACAACAGCUCAAGAAUGGAUGAGUCCACAGCUAUUGUGACAAAGGCUUGGUUUGAGGUUAAGUUAAUGGGAAUGAAGAAAGUUCUUUUCUUAAGGCUUGGAUUCUCAAACGUCGCUACUGCGAAAAUUCGCAGGUCAGAAUGGGACGGUCCUUCAACCUCAUCUAGAAAGUCAGGAUUUUUCUCAGCAUUGAUGAGUUCAAAGCUUAGCAAAGAGUUGCAGUCACCUGAGAAACAAACUAAAGUUGACAUAAACUCGGCAAUUUAUAAUGAGGGUCCACCUGUGCCUACAAGGGCUCGCAAGAUGCUUAGCUUUGUUGACACAAAGGAAAAGGUAAGGGGUCCAGAGGAUCCACCUGGAUAUUGGGUUGUCACUGGUGCAAAGCUGUGUGUAGAAGAUGGCAGAAUCUCAAUCAAGGCAAAAUAUUCAUUGUUGACUAUAUUGUCAGAAGAAUCCAUAAUGUAG
Molecule: messenger RNA, 1869 nt
Organism: Lathyrus sativus (Indian pea)
Lineage: Eukaryota; Viridiplantae; Streptophyta; Magnoliopsida; Fabales; Fabaceae
Source: the annotation of a GenBank genome assembly